UCCUGCUUCUUCAGUAACAUGCUGCACAAUCCUGGUGACUACUCAGCUCUUGAGGAAUACUACCAGAAAAGACAGGCCAUGAUCCCUUCCAGCUGGGACACUCCACAGAAAUAUACUUCACCUCCAGUACUAAUUAAUAAAACAGUCUUUCGAGCUGAUGGUCAUGGUGAGGGAUUUGAAAAACUACUCCAACUAUAUGGCGAGCAGUUACUGGUAUUGUGGAGAGCCACAUUGCUUUGCAAACGCAUUUUGCUCUUCUCACCUCCUCCAAUUGGCAUGUUGUGCUCUAGAGUCCACUGUAUAUCUCUUCUUGGAUCACAUACUACGCCCGGUCUGCCUUCUCAGCUAUUACGUCCACUUUAUUAUGUCAACAUAGCAGAUGUAGAGACACUGCAAGAACAGCAUGCCUACAUAGCAUGCACAACUGAAAAGAUAUUUGAAGAGAAGACAGGACUGUUGGACAUCUAUGUGGAUAAUCAGAAUAUUCGCAUUCCUGGCUCAAUCCGUCACUUGCUGACAAUAACUACACAAGAUCGGAAACGACUGGCCCAAUUACAGUGUAUUGCUCGAAAUGCAAGGAACUCUGUACAAGAAUUCAUCAAUUAUUUCUCACAGUCAAAUAACAAGAUAUUUUCUACCUUGUAUAUGAUUAGUCAAAGUGAUGAUAAUGUAUUAAAAAGGCAUCACAUAGAAACUAUGGGCCUCCAUCCUCAACAUGAUAGAGGUUUUGUAUCAGAAUUAGCCUUAACUCAUGGUUUUGACAUAACGACAAGCAAGAAUUCAUGGAAGUGUUGCCCAUGUGACUAUUGAUUAAGAUGUCAAAUAGGAUACAAUUUGAAUAUCAUUAGGUUUGAAGAAGCAUUAGAUUUUGCAUUUAUUUAAGUUAAGUUGUAGCAUUAUUAGGACUCUCAUUAUGGAUAAGUUUUAUAAGAAACUGGAAUAAUAUAACAUUAAUAACCAGGGAUAAAAGUUGACACUGAUAGUGACUGUGAUAAAACUUAUAUUUUCUUUGUGCUGAGAAUCUAAAAGAAGUAAAUAAGAUUACAAAACAUGUGAUGACAAAAAAAGAAAACUAAAGUAAUGGAUGCCAGUUUAUUUAGUCAUUAUGUUUGGAAAUUGUUGAAUUGUGAUGAUUAACUCCUAACCUCCAGUGGAACUAACCAGUGACCUGCUCCCCCUUCAGGUUUUUUUUCUUAAAAUAUUUAUGGUCUCACCUUAGUGUCAAAGUUACUAGACCACUUGAGAAAUUUUUAUUAACCAUCAGAAAACAUGCAUAUCUUUUCUCUCAUCAUAACAAGUUGCUAAAUGUUGAAAGAUAGGAAUACUUCCAGAAUAACUAUUAUGCUAAAGCCUUUUUAGGGUGCAUGAGUGUCCUGCAUGGACUAGAGAUGAAAGGGUCCUGGUAGUCAGGCACAUAAGUUGCACAUAUUUUAUUUCCAUACAACUGAGUAGACAAAAAAGAUUUCUUGAUGCUAAUAUUAUCAAGGCAAGAAAUUUAAGAACUGAUUAAUUGUACAUCACUGUGAGGGCAACCAGAAAAUAUGAACAUAAUAACAUCAUCAAAGUGUUGGGGUUAGUAUUGUUAUAUGACACUAUACAUUUUAUGGUUAAAGUAUUGUUAAACUUCUAGGAGGUUUUGUGUGGAAUUUUUAUUAUUGAUAUUGUUGUCAUUAUUAUUUUAGAUGUUAACCCAAUCACCCCGGAUUUAUGUUCUGUCCCUUGUAGGUUUUUGUGAAUUUUGUACAUACAGAUGGCUCCACAUGUGCUCACCUCCAAGGGUCUAUCAGUAGCCAUACUGACUGAUCUUGUUUUCCCCCAUUCCUUGAAUGGCGG
Penaeus monodon (black tiger shrimp) is the source of this 1833-nucleotide messenger RNA. RefSeq names its product DENN domain-containing protein 11-like. NCBI's taxonomy places the organism in Eukaryota, Metazoa, Arthropoda, Malacostraca, Decapoda, Penaeidae. The record is from RefSeq and is a predicted model, not a curated record. The transcript is spliced from 3 exons. Gene Ontology annotation, cellular component: cytoplasm. Bases 19 to 810 code for a protein of 263 amino acids.